GCGGGUCUUGCGGCCUGGACCGCCCGAGGCGCCAUGGGCGAGCUCCCGUUCUUCAGGGCGCACACUGCCUUUCACCCGGACCGCUUGUGGAUCUGGGAAAGGGCCGUGUAUGUGGACGAGAACCAGCGCACUUGGCUGCCCAUAACCAUCGAGAUGGACAGCAGCCUGCAAGUACUCAUGCGUCAGGAAGAUAUCCCCCUGGGGGAGCCGGUGCGCCCCAGCCAGCUCGGCCCGUACCUGCUGCCUCUCAUGUGGCAGCUCUACCCCGGAAGAAAAUACCGCGGCUCAGACUCCAGCUUCUGGCGCAUAGUGUACCACAUCGAGUUGAGUGGCAUAGAGGAUAUGCUCCUUGAACAGCUGCCAGACCCGGAUAAUGAGUGACGUGGUCCCACGGUUCCUGUCUCCCUGAGGCCCCAUCCUGCUGGCCUGCAGUGGGGAUGUUCGAGCUUGUGUUCACCUGUUUUACCAGCCCUGUGUUCUGCUCUGCCACACCCGGGUCUGGGAGGGAAUGGACGGGCAGAGGAUGAGCCCCACCCAGGGCCUGCUGGACCUGCCUGCACCCCUCCACCCUGGUGUCCCCUGGCAGACUGGCACUGGAGAGGACCUUGCUCGGUAUAGCUUCCUCCAGGUGCCCCGGCUAUACCUGAGCCUCGGGUUUUCUCAGUUGCCUGACAGUUCUUGGCCUCUCUCUAUUCUGUCCCUCACAGCAACUAGUGUCUUGUGCUGCUCACCCGGGGCUGCUUUUCUUCCUGUCCCUCAGCUCUGUGUACCUCUGGCUGCAAGGGAAUAGGGCCUACUCGCCUGGGCCUGGGCCAGGCCUCUGAGCCCCUGGACCAGCUAUCUCAUGUGGCACAUGCCUGCACACAGCCCCACCUGCCCAGCAGGUUCAGGUGCAGUUCACGGGAAGGCCUGCGAGGAGCCCAGGUCUUUGCUCAGGACACAGAGCCUGCUGGUUAAAGGUCCAGAGCCCGGCACAUAGCAGGAGGCCAGGCAAGCGAGCACUGGAGACGGGCCCUCAGGUUGCCCACCUGUAGAAGGACAGAGGUUGGAGGUCCUCCCUUUUACAGGUGCCCACACACCUGGAUGUUAUGAAGUUGUAUAUAGUGUGAACACUUUGUAAUGUUGAUUGAUUAAAUGUAAGACAAUUCAUCUAACUUUGUGCUGAAUCAGCUUCUAUCCUUGACCUAGAUUCUAGUGGAGAGAAACAAGAACAGGCAGUCACCAAAUAAGAAAAUUUGAAAGGCAAAGAAUACUCAUGAAAUUAGUGUAUUUCUUUUACUUUGGAGAUAAGGCUGGAUUUUUUUUUUCUUAUAAUCCAAACACUCAAAACCCCAGUGUUCUUGGAGGCAUAAUUUGAGAACCAUUGGCAUAAGUGGCCUCAAAAAGUCUUUCUCAGCGAUUCUUGGUAUCCAAGCCUCUCUCCAUCCAGCGCUGCCCUCCUCACUCCCCUGUCCCAGCCUGCCCUGUCUCCUCCCUGCCCUGGCCCUCACCAGGCGUCCUUAACAUGGAUAGUACCAAUCCCAGCGGGAGUCCCUCCUCUCUGAAAAUGUCCUGGCCACCCAAGCCCCAACCAGAGUCCGUUCCUCACCUCCCAUGACCUGCAGUCAGAGCCUGGCCCACCCGAGGCAGUGUCCCUCCUACUUCCUUCUCAAGAUGAGCUGCCCCACCUCUACCCCCUGAGCAGGUAAGCAGGACCUCAGGUAUUACAAAGGGCUGCUAUCCAGUGACAGGAAUCCAUUCUGUGUGGAAUACUGGUCCUCCCCACUAAAGUGACUUUAGUCCAUAGCUUCCGUAUCACAGAGAGAAGGGGGAUAAUGAUAUGCAUAGGUUAAGUGUUGACAAAGAGAAUUGUAUAAGAAAAAUACUACUUCUCCCAUUUCGUGUUCUCUGAUCCCAGUCUUACCCGGUGCUAGACAGAUAAGUGUCAGACACCACACCUCUCAGGGUUUGUGUUUCCAUUUUAACCCCAUCACCCCGCACAGGGCAAGAGUUUGGUCUGUGCAAACUCUUACCAGACAGACGCCCCUCUGUGGGGACAGAGCAUCAGAACAUCAGCAGGAGGGACAUCAGAGGUCUGCCAGUUGCCUCGUUUUAGGAACAGGCACAGGAAGAGGCGAGUUCUUGUAUGGGCUGGAUGUUUGUGUCCCCCCAAAAUUCUUGUGUUGAAGCCCUGACCCCUAAUAUGAUGGUCUUUGGAGGUGGGGCCUUUGGGACGUGAUUAGGGUUAGAUGAGGUCAUGAGGGUGGGGCCCUCAUGGGAUUAGUGCCCUUAUUAGAAGAGCAAGGAAGCUCAUGCACCCAAGAAGGGCCAUGUGAGGACACAGGGAGAAGGCGGCUGUCUACACGCCAGGAAGAGGGUCCUCACCAGACACCGAAUCUGCCCGCACCUUCAUCCUGGACUUCCCAGCCUCCAGAACUGUGAGAAAUAAA
Messenger RNA from Diceros bicornis minor, 2429 nucleotides. RefSeq names its product TCL1 family AKT coactivator A (gene TCL1A). NCBI's taxonomy places the organism in Eukaryota, Metazoa, Chordata, Mammalia, Perissodactyla, Rhinocerotidae. The coding region runs from base 34 to 381 and encodes 115 amino acids. Gene Ontology annotation, molecular function: protein serine/threonine kinase activator activity. The record is from RefSeq and is a predicted model, not a curated record. The transcript is spliced from 4 exons. Gene Ontology annotation, biological process: positive regulation of peptidyl-serine phosphorylation.